Molecule: messenger RNA, 2375 nt
Organism: Hemibagrus wyckioides
Lineage: Eukaryota; Metazoa; Chordata; Actinopteri; Siluriformes; Bagridae
Gene: hmbsa
Product: hydroxymethylbilane synthase a
Exons: 14
Coding region: 183-1256 (357 amino acids)
Biological process (GO): heme biosynthetic process
Cellular component (GO): cytoplasm
Molecular function (GO): hydroxymethylbilane synthase activity
Source: RefSeq, a predicted model, not a curated record
ACUCCACACCGUAUUAGUAGGAAGCGAGUUACCAGCGAGGUCAAGAGGAUAUAAUCUUAGUAGCCGGAGAAGAGAUUCCGUAAAAUAUGCAAUAGCAGGCACUUUUUCCACUUCAGUGACUACAGAUUACUGCACGAAAAAGCAGCUUUUAUCGUCGUUGAGCAUUUUGUUCGACAAGGAAGAUGUCUCAAAAAGUUACUACUGAAGAAGAAAAUGGAACAGUCACUCGGAUUAUUCGCAUCGGAACAAGGAAAAGCCAGCUGGCUCGGAUUCAGACAGACAGCGUGGCCGAGAAACUGAGAGAGCUCUAUCCAGACCUGCAGCUAGAGAUAGUGGCCAUGUCGACAGUCGGAGACAAAAUCCUUGACACUGCCUUAUCAAAGAUUGGAGAGAAGAGUUUGUUCACCAAAGAGCUGGAGAAUGCCCUUGAGAGAAAUGAAGUGGACCUUGUUGUGCACUCUCUAAAAGACCUUCCUACCUCACUGCCUCCUGGUUUCACGAUCGGUGCUGUUCUCCAACGUGAAAAUCCUCAUGAUGCUGUAGUGCUUCAUCCAAAGAAUGCUGGACUUACUCUGGACACCCUGCCAGAAAAAAGUGUGAUUGGCACAAGCUCGCUCCGCCGGGCGGCACAGCUGAAAAAAAGGUUCCCACAGCUGGAAUUUGAAAACAUUAGAGGCAACCUGAAUACUCGUCUGAAGAAGCUGGAUGAUAAGGAUGACUACGCUGCCAUCAUUCUGGCUGCAGCCGGUCUCAAGCGUAUGGGCUGGGAGAGCCGUAUCAGUCAGGUUUUGGGUGCUGAAGACUGCAUGUAUGCUGUAGGUCAGGGUGCGUUGGCGGUGGAAGUGAGGGCAAAAGACAGAGACAUCCUCAAGAUGGUGUCCAUUCUCCACCACCCUGAAACUGUGCUGCGCUGCAUCUCUGAAAGGGCUUUCCUCAGGCAGCUGGAGGGAGGCUGCAGUGUACCUGUUGCUGUCUACACAGAAGUGAAGAACUCUGUGCUCUGUUUGACAGGUGCAGUUUACAGUCUGGAUGGUGCUGACUGUUUGAAGGACACCAUGCAAACCAGCAUCGAAUUAGAUAACAUGGUGCAUGAGAGCGCAGAAGAGCGCGCUCAUGUAGGAGUCACAGCCAACAGCAUAUCGCCGAUGGCUCUGGACGCCGCAGAGAAACUGGGUGUUGAUCUUGCCAACCUGCUGCUCAGUAAAGGAGCCAAGGACAUCCUCACCACAGCCAGACAGCUUAACGAUGUACGAUAACAGCGUCGUUCAGCCUCUAGCCAACUGAUCCACGCGAUACACUUAACACUGCCAACAUAAAAAAUGCACAUAUACGCGUAUUCGAAGUGAAGGUCACGGGCAUAAACAGUGCUACUUAGACAGAUGUAACAGUGUGAUUUUAUACCUCUGUUGUCAUCACAACACAUUUUUUCCAGCACUGAAGAUUGAUUCUAUUUAUUUUCAGUGCUUUCACAGUACAAGAACAAACCGUGUACAUGCUGAUUUCUUGAUUAACAUGUCAAGUAACUUUAACUCAGGUGCCCUUGCGGGAAAACAAAACAAAACUUCUUUGGCUAGUUAAGGCUCCCUAAACACCCUUUUUGUUUGAGUGUAGCUGGUUUUCAGUGGGUCUGAGUGCUCUAUAAUAAUAUUCUACACUGAAAUGAUGGAAUAUAUAUAUAUAUAUAUAUAUAUAAAAUUGAGUUUGUAGGUUAUACAUUUGUAUUAUUUAGUCUUGAAGCAUUUUGCAGUAUUGUUUAUUCUCUAAAAUUCUCUAAAAUUCAUUUACCUUAACUUGUACUUUCUAUCCUCAUCACAUGAUUACAUCAAUACUUUGUUCGAUUUUAUUAGAUUUUAGCACACUUGGGUCAUUAAGUAUUCACUACUGCCCCUUAAGAGCCCUGGCACACGUCAGAGGUGCCCAGAUUUUCAGUGGCCAUCACUAAGAAUGUGAACCUGCUUACCAGCCAAGACCUUUUGGUAUUCAAAGUUUUCUUUUUUAAUUUUUGCACCAUUGCUUUAACAGCAAUUGUUAUUGCGGUUGCACAUACCUUUUAUAAAUAACGCUAUGGAUAUGUAUGUUUAAAAAUGUAGAUAAUGAGGAUCAAAAUUGCUGCCAAAUAGAUGAAGUUUGUUCAUCUAUUUUUAUGGAUGUCACAAAUGAUUGGGCCUGUUUGGGGUUAUUGUAGUAAUAAUCAUAAUCAAGCUCAUAAUAUUGAUCCACCAGCUGCUAAGACCAAACUGAUAGGUUUGCCUUUCCAAAGCAGGAAGUUGUUUUCUAGCUGAAUUUCCAGAUCACUACAUUAAUCAGUACAUAUGAGAUUUUCAUGCAUAUUCUUUGUUGUGUUAAUUUCUUAAAAGCAAGCAUUAGUAAUGAUA